Molecule: messenger RNA, 1199 nt
Organism: Poecilia reticulata (guppy)
Lineage: Eukaryota; Metazoa; Chordata; Actinopteri; Cyprinodontiformes; Poeciliidae
Gene: rfesd
Product: Rieske (Fe-S) domain containing
Molecular function (GO): 2 iron, 2 sulfur cluster binding
Source: RefSeq, a predicted model, not a curated record
GGCUGAUAAUUCUCUGUAAUAAAUGUAAAACAAAUGGGCUAAAUAAUUAAGAAGAACCAUUUCUGCAUGAUCAAACAGCCUGUGUGGGAGAGGCAGAAGGCUAAGACCCUCAGAUGUCAUCAGAAUUAAUAGAGUGUGCUUCAUGUCUGAGGCUGGUUAGAUAAGGAACAGACCCAGAGGAGGCUGGACCAACUGAAGGCAGCCUGUGUGAGAAGAUAAUAGAAACGAGCCCGCCCUUCAGCCCUGAGCUGUCAGCAGAGCAGUCCUUCAUUUUGACGAAGGAGUCACAGCUGCUGGGUUUCAAGACUCACGCAGAGAGCCAUGGAGGAGAAAGAGGAGUCUGGAAGACUUCAUUUCGUCGGCAAGAAGGAUGAGCUGAUUAAAGCAAAAUGCUCUUUCCGGACUUUGGAGGGUCGAGACGUUCUGAUCAUCUACCAUCAGGGAGUCUUCUAUGCUUUAGACUGCUACUGUUACCAUGCCGGAGGAACAUUGGAGAAUGGAGACAUAGAGGACAUCAACGGCAAGCUGUGCAUAAUUUGUCCAAAGCACAAGUACAAGAUCACUCUGGCCGAGGGGGAGGGCCUGUACAGGGGCAGGAACCCCCAGGAGAAGCCGCCGGUGUUUAGGUGGUACUCCAAGGGGGUGAAGCAGAGGGUCCACACAGUCACAGAGGAAAACGGGGAAAUCUUCGUCAAGCUCGUCAUGAUCCCAAACUGGGUCGAUUCGGACUACUACCAGGGAGAGAAAGGCAAGGUGGAAAGAGCCAAGGCCGAGGAAUCUGACAGGGACAUGCCUGUGAUGAAAGAUGAAGAGGAGGAUGAGUAAAGUUUCUUCUGCUGAUCUCAGAAUGAACUGUGACUUUUGCAAGGAUGUUCACUGAUACAAGCCGAGAUAUGACCUGCUUUAGCGUAGAAGUUUAAAUGAUAUAUAUUUCAUAAAUUAAUCAUUUCAGUCCCACUGGGUAGCCGCAUGUUUCCAUACUCUCUCCCUCAUGAAUUAUGCAGCUGGAUCGAUGUGAUAAAAAGCUUUAUAGUGAUCAAUACAGUCCUGAAGUGGAGAGUCACUUGCAUAAAAAAAUAAAAACAUCAUGCAACAAAAGUGGCUGGUUUUUAAAUUAUUAAUGUAAUAGGUGACACAAAAUAAAACAUUUUGUAGCGUUAAUUGCCUUAUGUUGUACCAUCAUAUGCCUUUCAAUCAUA